Leptomonas pyrrhocoris is the source of this 490-nucleotide messenger RNA. RefSeq lists its product as hypothetical. The coding region runs from base 239 to 490 and encodes 83 amino acids. The transcript has a single exon. The record is from RefSeq and is a predicted model, not a curated record. Lineage: Eukaryota; Euglenozoa; Kinetoplastea; Trypanosomatida; Trypanosomatidae.
AGCGUUCCCGCACCUCUCCUACGCGUCGUCCCCCCCCCCCCACCACGAACGACUCACUUCUCUUCUCACGCGGAAAAAGACAUCUUUUUGUGCUGGUCUCAUCAUAGAAGUAAUCUGCCUUUUUUUUGGCCGUUUGAGAGCGAUUCAUACGUUAUACUCCCCACACCUGUUCUGUUGAUGCCUUUGGUAUCCGCAUCACAUUCUUUUUUUGCUUCAUAGAUUCUUUCCAGAGGCGAAAAUGAGCUCAGUCUCGCUGGCUUCUCAAAGCAGCUCAAACAUCGGCGAUAACAUCACUUACAUUGGCCUGAUUCGCCGCAGCGAAGGAAACGUGCUCAUCAUCUUUGCUUCCUUGACACUCGGCCUUAUCAUUGUUGGUACGUGCAUCUUCGUCUUUUGCUUCCGUGCGCGGCGCUUCUCCCCGGAGCGCUUCGUCCGCGUCCGCCGCUGCACAACCUCCGCUCUCUACACGGUGGAGAAUGAAAAGGCAUAA